Molecule: messenger RNA, 1413 nt
Organism: Scophthalmus maximus (turbot)
Lineage: Eukaryota; Metazoa; Chordata; Actinopteri; Pleuronectiformes; Scophthalmidae
Exons: 5
Coding region: 29-1246 (405 amino acids)
Source: RefSeq, a predicted model, not a curated record
AGUUCACAGAGGAUCGACACAUCGCCCGAUGACGCGUCGUCACGGGACAAACCUGAGUCACCGUCGGUUUCACUUGUGGUUUCGUCCGGACUCAGCGACUGAAGCUUCGGACCGGACAACAGACAGCACAGACGACGUGAAGAUGCAGAAGGACGAGUCCUCUACUCGGGGAACAGUGUCUGGUCGGACCCAGAAACCCGUCCUGCCUCAGGUCCGAUACCAUCCGACCAUCCAGGCUUCAACUCCUGCAGACGGAGCACGACCCAAAACCACUAAAACCACUGAAACCAGAACCAGUCAAACACAAAGGACCGGACCCGGUCAUGUGGACAACACCAACCGGGUCAAUCUGGUUCCAGCAGCGAGACCACAUCCUGGUGGUGGACCAGACCCGAAACUGGAUCAGAAACCGGAUCAGAGGGCUGCUUCCGAUCCAGAUCCUGACCGUGCCCGACCCAGACCGGAGCAGGUUCCUCUGGGUCUGGGGGUCCAGGUGGCCAGGAGUGUGGUGGAGCAGGUGGAGGUUUUGACCCGUGGACAGAGGACCAACGAGGACUGGUUCUCCUGGAGGAAGAACCGCAUCACGGCCUCCGUGGCUCAUCGCAUCGCUCACUGCCGCUUCGUUCACGGCAAAAGCAAGACCCCGCCCACCAGCUACCUGGCUGCAAUCACAGGUGAGGCCCACAGAGUCCAGACCAGAGCCAUGAGCUGGGGGGUCAACAUGGAGGCGGAGGCCGUCCGACAGUACCAGAGACUGAAGAGUCUGGCGUUGGCUCGGCCCGUCACGGUUCAGGACUGCGGUCUGUUCAUCGACGCUCAGCGGCCCUGGUUGGCUGCGAGUCCUGACGGCAUCGUGACGGACAGUGGCACCGGCAAAUGGUUGCUGUGCCUGGAGGUCAAGUGUCCCUACAAACACCGAGAGAGACGAGUGGAGGACGCUUGCAGGGACGACAACGCCUUCUGUCUGCAGAUACAAGACGAGGCCACACGGGAGCCUGGACGGCCUCCGGUCUACCGUCUGAAGACGUGUCACAGUAACUUCACACAGAUCCAGUGUCAGCUGGCGGUGACGGGCCUGCGACGGGCCGACCUCGUGGUCUUCACCACCAAGGAGACGGCCAUCGUGCCAGUGACCUUCGACCCCGAGCUGUGGGAGGAGACGGUGUCCCGGCUGGAGGAGUUCUACAGGGAGGCCGUCCUGCCUCGGCUGAGAGGGGCGUCGGCCGCCUGGACCCCGGAGCUGUAGAGACCCACUGACCUCUGACCUUAUCGUGUGGCGUCUCCGGUGACCUUGGGACCUUUCUUGUUUUCAAACUGAACCUUGUUAUGAGGUGAAACAUAACUCAGUUGAAUAUGAUGUCACAGCAAAGCUGACCUUUGACCUUUGGAUAUAAAAUGUCAUUCUUUUCCUCA